CGUCGCAGGCAUGAGGCGGACUGCACAGUAGUGACGCGUGAGAAAGUCGCCCUGCGAGUAAGGCGGGAAUAUAGAGUUGUGAUUGAAAGUGCAAUGACUGCGGCUAAGAGUCACUCUGGCUGUUGCUUUUGAUCUUGGAGGACAAGGGGGAAGUCGUGUUUGUGAGCUAGCCAUGAAGUUACAGUGUGAGGUGGAGGUGAUCAAUAGAAUGCUGCCCACUUUCGGCUUGAAAAACCGAGGGAAAGGCACUAGGGCAGUGCUGUCUGUUGGCAGGCAGGAGGGGAAGCGGGGAGCAGCCUACCUGAUGAUCUGCACCCUGAAGGACAAGUCUGGCUCCAGAUAUAAGCUGGAAAACAACAUUGAACAGUUAUUUACGAGAUUUGUGGGAGAGGGAAAAGCUACGCUACGGCUUAAGGAACCAGCACUGGACAUAUGUCUUAGUAAGGCUGAAAUAUGUGGUCUAAGGAAUUUUAUUUCUACAGUGGGACUGGCAAACAAAGGAACAGAUAUAGGUACUGUGUCAUUACCACGACUGACCCCAGCCAAGACAUCUGAAAUAGAGAAACCUAGAAGCAAACUGUUUAUAACUACUAAGAAGGAUUAUCCAAUCACGAAAAGCUUCCCUUAUUCAUUGGAGCAUCUUCAGGUUUCUUACUGUAAACUUGCAAGAGUUGAUAUGCGCAUGCUUUGCUUGAAAAAGCUUCAAAAGCUGGACCUCAGCAAUAACCACAUUAAAAAGUUGCCAAAGACCAUUGGUGAUCUCGUUUGCUUGCAGGAACUGAUACUGAAUCACAAUUUUUUGGAAUCUUUUGAGGUGGUUUUGUGCAGCACUACGCUGAGAGACACUCUGAAAUCCCUAGACUUGAGUGCAAACAAGCUGAAGGCCCUUCCUGUCCAGAUUUGCAAUUUCAAAGAACUUGUGAGCCUGAAACUAGAUGAAAAUGAACUCUUGCAGUUACCUUUCCCAAUUGGACAGCUGAGCAAACUUCGUUUUCUGUCAGCUACUAAAAAUAAACUUCAGUGUCUUCCAAAUACUUUUAAAAAGCUCACACUUGAAAAUCUAGAUUUGUUUGGAAAUCCUUUUAUGCAAGCCACCCCUCUGGUUCCUGACAUACAGUUGAAAAUACCAUUGCCUUUGCUAGAAACUGCAGCAAGAGCAACUUUAAAGUACAGAAUUCCUUACGGACCUCAUCUCAUCCCUGCUACCCUCUGCCAAGAUCUGUCCCUGGCUAAAACAUGUGACUGUGGCCUCCCCUGUCUCAAUUCCUUCAUUCAAACAGUUGUACUCAUGAACCUCCAUCAGGUGUCUCAAACGGUGGUCCUUGUUGAUACAAUGGGAGGAACAGAUGGACCCAUUGUUUGUUACUUUUGUUCUCUAACCUGCUACUCUCAGUUUCUUGAUAAAUACUUGCAAAGCACUAGAGUUUAACUUCCAAGAUGCAGAGCCAGUUAUUUUUUUAAAUUAACCAAGACCCCAAUUAUCCUGUUCAUGUAAUAAAUGUAUGAUCAGCACUCACACAGAAAAGGAACAGACAUACAGUAUAUCCAUAAAUGUUCAAACAAACGCAUGUGUGCUUUUCAUAUAACAACAGAGUGAUUGUUCCAUCAGCUCACAAUAAAGCUUUAAUGGGUAAGUGAUUAGGAGGCCUCACAGAAAGGUGGAAAUAUUAGGGGUUUGUCAGCCAUUAUCUCUUUCAAGCACUUUAAUCUACUUUUUUUUUUUUGUUUAGAUUGUUGCAACCUUAACCAUAACUUUGCCUUUAUUUCUACUCAACAGUAAGCAUGUGAUAAAUUCUGCCUGGUACUGCUUCCCAGGUAUGGCAGUCUGAAAGUAGUGGCCCCUGUUCUCCACCUUCCAUUUAUCUUCUGGUCUAGUUCACAUUUCCCUCUGAAGCAUUUUGCACAUGUGCAGCAUUGGCCUGGUUGUAUGCAAAUAGAUACAGUACGGCACAGUGAGAGGUAUGUAGAGGUGACAGCAGUUCAUCAGACCUGUUCUCUAAGUGCUUCUAUUUUAAGUGCCAGUUAAAAAACUUAAGUUCUUGUACACAUUUUUUUACACUUUAGUCUUAUUUAUUUUGUGGGCAAUUCAUGAAUGUAUAUUGUUGAUAAUCAAAGCUAUGUUUAGACAAUGGAUAGAAGUUGCUUGGACACAGUAAAACUGAUGUAAUAAUUGGUGUGUCAGUUCGAAUUAAUUAAUUUUCUGAUGGCAUUGCUUCUUUAAAGAAUGUGUCAAUCCAAUGUAUUUAUUUUAAAGUAGGGAUGCACCGAAUCCAGGAUUCAGCCUUUUUAUCUAGAUUCGGCCGAAUCCUUCUGCCCGGCCAAACCGAAUCCUAAUUUGCAUAUGCAAAUUACAGCGGGGAGGAAAAAUCACGUGACGAGGAAGUAAAAAAUGUUGUACCCGUUCCCACCCCUAAUUUGCAUAUGCCGAUUCUUUCACAAGGGGUUUCGGCCGAAUCCAAAAUAGAGGAUUCGGUGCAUCCCUAUUUUAAAGUCUGUAUAAAUUUGAUUGAUUCCUCAAUUAGUUAAAAGACAAUGUUUUGCAUAAGGUUUUACACCCACA
This is a messenger RNA of Xenopus laevis (African clawed frog), 2560 nucleotides long. It is a transcript of the gene lrr1.L, whose product is annotated as leucine rich repeat protein 1 L homeolog. Gene Ontology annotation, cellular component: cytoplasm. Lineage: Eukaryota; Metazoa; Chordata; Amphibia; Anura; Pipidae. The record is from RefSeq and is a predicted model, not a curated record. The coding region runs from base 173 to 1429 and encodes 418 amino acids. The transcript is spliced from 4 exons.